Messenger RNA from Columba livia (rock pigeon), 3776 nucleotides. It is a transcript of the gene TMEM170A, whose product is annotated as transmembrane protein 170A. NCBI's taxonomy places the organism in Eukaryota, Metazoa, Chordata, Aves, Columbiformes, Columbidae. The record is from RefSeq and is a predicted model, not a curated record. The transcript has 3 exons. Gene Ontology annotation, cellular component: endoplasmic reticulum membrane. Gene Ontology annotation, biological process: endoplasmic reticulum tubular network organization. Bases 67 to 489 code for a protein of 140 amino acids.
GGAGCGGGCGGAAGGGGGCGGGCGGAAGAGCAGCCAGCGGAUGGCGGCGGCGGGGCCGCUGAGGGGAUGGAGGGCGGCGAGCCGGGCGGCGGCGGGGGCCUCCUGCAGCAGAUCCUCAGCCUCCGCCUGGUGCCCCGCGUGGGCAACGGCACCACCACCUACUCCAGCCCGCUCUCCACCUUCCCAGAGAUGUGGUACGGCGUCUUCCUCUGGGCCCUUGUCUCCUCCCUCUCCUUCCACGUCCCGGCCGCGUUGCUGGCACUCUUCACGCUCCGGCACCACAAGUACGGCCGGUUCAUGUCCGUGAGCCUCCUCCUCAUGGGCAUCGUGGGACCCAUCACCGCCGGCAUCCUCACAAGUGCUGCCAUUGCUGGAGUUUACAGAGCUGCAGCGAAAAAAAUGAUUCCCUUUGAAGCCCUAAUUUUAGGAGUGGGUCAGACGUUCUGCGUGGUGGUGGUUUCAUUUCUACGCAUUUUAGCCACUCUCUAGCUCUUCCUCAGAUGCUGGAGAUCACAAAUCGAAGGAAAAGCAAAGGUUCUGUCGCCUGCACCGGCUCUGAAGCAAAUCAUGAUGGACCACGACUUGACAUGUGCUUCUCCACUGGUUGAAGGAUACGUGACGGCCUGCUCCUGCCUCCGGUGUGGCUUGAAAUUAAGCUAAAAAUUGCGAUUUUUUUUGUUACUUUUUGGUAACAUUAAGUGCCAAGUGAAGCUUUAUUUCUCUGGAGGAUAGGAAAAGGGCUUCCAGAGGAAGAGGCCCACGUAUCUUUUACCAGUGAUGAACUGUAGCAACAGGACGUGGUGAAGCUGUGACACCGUCUGUUCUGGGGUAGUGGCAGCGCUAGAGCGAUGUGGUGUCUUCAGAGCUCACUUAAUGCUUUGACCUCUUACUGCUUUGUUUGCAGUGAACCUGAAGCUCUUUUAAUGUGAAUAUUUUAAAUGAGAAACGUAUUGUUUUCCUCCUGGCCCCAAUGUCCUAACACCAGGUCUUGGUCAUAGUGAGUUUGGGAGCAGCAAAAGGAAAAAUCAUUUAGAUGGAUGAAAGUGCAAAUUAAUGGCCAAGAGCUGUGACUAUGAAUGCUGCAGCAGGGGAAAUAACCCAUGUAAAAAGGAUUGCUAUUUUAGUGAAUUUUAUUAGGGUGAAGCUCUUGAGGCACUGUGCACCUUCUGCCCGAGAGGCGCAGCACAGCAGAACGGCUGCUGCCCACGCUGGGAACCCCCGGGGGCUGCGUGAGCAUGUGCAGCUGCUUCUCAGGCUCUGAAAGAGAUUCGUAUAUUUAAAUUCUCUGUUCUCCUUUUACUUGCUGAUCCUGUUUAUGUGGGUGUGGCAGAUUGGGGUGUCUUCACUGACGCACAAACGUCACUGGCUGCUUUGGAGGCUGCGCUGGUGAGACCUGCACAGCUGGCACUGGGUUGUCGUGACCUGAAGUGGGGAGCACAUCCUGGUUUUGGCAUCCGACCUGCAGUGUGUGGGUGUGGGGUCCCAGGAGGAGAUGCUGAGUCCUCUGGGAGUCCCAAGAGGAGCCUGGUGCUUCCCGUGUCCAUCAGGGAUGAGCCAUGUAAACACAGCCCCCAAGCAACCCUUACUGGCAGCAGGGUCUCCUUUAAUGAAUUCUUUUAGUUUGUUUUUGGUGACUUUUAGGUAGCUCUCAGCUCUGGCCCGAAGCCGUGCCAUGUGGCCGGGGCUCUCAGGUAGCUGGCUGGGCACUUUCUGGGGAUUUGGUUUUUCAAGGCCCCUGUGGAAGCUGCGGUUGAAUCCCAAGGAUGUGGUGUGACCAGCCUGUGGCUUUACAUGGUCCAUGCUGACAUUCGCGUGGGCUGUCACGGGAAGGCACCGUCUUUGUCCACCAUCCCAGGACACUCAUCCUGACAGUGUUUUUGCUGAACUCUGGUUUCCAAACCAGCUCACCUUUUGUACCUGCAACAUUUCGUAAGGCCAGUUGUCUGCCAUGAACCCCCUGUGCUCUGUGCUGAAACAACCCUCAACAGGGCCCUAUGUUUAUAAUGAAAAAGAACUUCUCUCCAUGUACUAACUUUUCUGGAGUGGUGUCUUGACGGCUGAUGGCGAGAGGUGUUUUCCAGGAGCACUUACUGAGGUUACCCUAAAUUCAGGGAAUAAAGCUGUGCAUUUUAGGAAAGACUUUAAUGUGAAUCCUUCUCCUUAGGUGUGUGAGGUCAGAGUGAACAUAUACUAAACCCUGGAUCUUUGGAGUGCCCCAUGUGCUGUGCUGCUUGUAGAGAGCUGGUCUUAGAGGAGGUUUCAUGUUGGACAUUAGGAAAAGGUUCUUCACCCAGAGGUGCUGGAGCACUGGAACAGGCUCCCAGGGAGGUGUCACAGCCCCAAGCCUGACAGUGUUCAAGAAACGAAUGAACAACACCUGCAGACACCUGGUGUGAAUUUUGGGGUUGUCCUGUGCAGGGACAGGAGUUGGACUGGAUGAUCCUUGUGGGUCCCUCUCAGCUCAGGACAUUCUGUGAUUCUUACUGUGGCAUCCCCCGGGGGAAGGCUGCGCCCCUCCUCCCUCUUCACUUCUGCCCCCAGUGAAAAAGCAGGAACAAUGACCUCUCUAGAUGUCUUUCCCCUUCCCACUUCCUGUUUCAAAUGGCUGCAGACAGGGUGUGUUCCCGGAGUGUCAGGUUCCAUUCAUGUUAAUUAUCCUGGAUGUAUUGGGACUUAGACUGGGCAUGUCUGACCUUACCUUUCAGGUGAUGUUAGAAAUCAGUGUCCUGGGCACCCACCGAGCUCCCCCUGCCCUGGUGCCUGAUGUCCUUCAGUAGCUGAUUGCACGGGGAAAGCGCUUUAUCAGUGUGUCGUGUGGUGCAGGAUAAGGCCAGUUCUGCAGUUAACAAGACAGGAAGGACACAAAUCCAAGCUGUUAAGAGCUCAGAACAAAUGAAAAAAAAUGCUCAGUAAAACCACUCAGUGCUGAGCAGGCUGAAAACCUGUUUUCUACCCAUUGUCAUCCCCUAAAAGUCUGGGUUUUUUUGGGGAGAGGGGAAUCUGCUUCGCUUCAAGAGCUGGCAGCUUGGCCAUUGCUUUGAAGUUGAAUGCUUGGAGCCAGUGGUACCUCUCUGUGCCCAGGAGCCUUGAACUUUUCAGGGAAUUCAUGCAUAAGUGGUGAAGAAUCAGCUGCUGACUUGUCUGGACAGGUAUUAGUGCCGGAGGUGAGUUCUUUGUGCCACCUCGGUACUCGCAGAGCAUCCUCCGCUGCCCUGGCUGCCUUCCUGCCCUCCCUGUCUGGUAAAACCAGCUCCAGACAGGGAGGAGGAGCAGUCUGGAGUCGAUGCACAAGCUCCGUCACUGCUGGCAGAUUCCUCCCCUCUCACCACAGCGUUUUAGUCUUCCCUUUGUGUUCUUUUAUCCUAAAUGAGGCGAGCAGAGGAAUCACUUCAGUUUGCAGCGGGCGUCGGUAGACUUUACUCAGUCAAACUUGUCAGAAGCUGCUAAGAGCUUGUAAAAAUGUCAAUGCUGAGGGUGUCCUGGGCUGGGCGGUGCUGUGAGCCCCUGGCCAGGAGUGUGGGCCAAGGAAACACUGUGCAGAGAAGCCACCUGCCCUGAAGAGAUGUCGCUGCCCGAGCUGAGACUCCUGGCCCUGCUUUCUGUGUGCAAACAUCCUCUUUGCAGGGCUGGUUGAGGAACCCCCUGACUCCCUGUCCCACUAACGCCCGCAGCUGUUGUGAACAAAUCUUUGUAAGAUAGAGAACUCUGUAAAUUUUAUUUUUCUACUGACACUUCUAAUCCUGGUGGUGAUUAUCAGUAAAUUCUGUAACAACCGA